GCCCUGUGUUGCAGAAAUUGUCAGGUGGACAGGGGGUCUAUUUUAGCGAGCCAUUCACACGAGACUUUGAAUACAUAACUCUUUCACAAAUAAUCAUGAAGUGCUUCUUCUUUUCCUGACUCACUACAGUCGCUGCCUUCUCUGAUUCUCACUCUCAAGAUACUGUAAACUGCAGACAUGUCUGAGGGACCGAGGAAGCCAAAAUAUUCAGCAACACGCCGACUGCUUUUGAAGUCCAAACUGCUGAAGAAAGCAGCUGCUCUGCUGGUGGUUGAAAUUGAAGAGAAGCGACAUGAGAAGGAAAGAAUUGUGAAUGAGAGUUCCCCUCCACUGAUGCUGUCAGGCCUGUCAGUCCAGGAGCUCCAGGAUCUUUGCAAAGAACUACAUCGUAAGAUUGACGUUGUAGAUGAAGUUCGUUAUGAUAUAGAGGUUAAGGUGGUCAAAAAUGACACAGAGAUCCAAACGCUGACUCAGAAGAUCAUCGGGCUGAAGGGGGCAAAGAGGCCCAACCUGAAGAGGGUGAAGAAAACUACAGAUGACAUGGUGGGUUCAUGCACCGACACCUCCAAACUCAUGAAGGCUGAUUUCAAGAAAAACCUGAAGACAGUGAAGAAGGAGGAAGAAAAGAGGGAAGAGGUGACCGACUGGCGUAAGAACGUGGAGGCCAUGUCGGGUAUGGAGGGCAGGAAGAAGCUGUUUAAUGCAGGACAAUAAGAAGAUUCGUUGUCCAAAUGGAAGAAGUCUCCACUAUAGGAU
Sebastes umbrosus (honeycomb rockfish) is the source of this 756-nucleotide messenger RNA. Its product is annotated as troponin I, slow skeletal muscle-like. Bases 178 to 714 code for a protein of 178 amino acids. Lineage: Eukaryota; Metazoa; Chordata; Actinopteri; Perciformes; Sebastidae. The record is from RefSeq and is a predicted model, not a curated record. Gene Ontology annotation, cellular component: troponin complex. Gene Ontology annotation, biological process: muscle contraction. The transcript has 9 exons.